GCAUUGUACCCCUUCUUUCCGUACCCAUUUCGGGCGUCCAGACCUUCCCCCGCGCCUCGUGCUCACCAUCCCUCGCCGCCGGCUUGCAGCCCCUCGGCCGGCCGGGGCGGGCCAGGAGCUGCGCAGCAGCUACCUGGAGGGAAAGGCAGCCGAGGCGCCGGCUAAAAUCGGUGCGCGGGCUCGGAGCAUGGCGCGCCGCAGGCAGGGAUCAGCGAGAGCGCGCAACCGCGGGGAGGAGUGCGCGCGGCACUUCGCCCGCGCGCGCGAGGGCGUAAGGGGGGCGCUCCGCAGCCCGGGCCUGACGGUGCAUGGCGAGGAUCGAAGCCCUGCUGGAAAAUUGCACCGAGCAGUGGCAGCAGUCUGCAGGUCAGCGGCGAGGUUGGCGGCGGAGGAGGAGAAUCAGCAUGAGGAGCACAAAGGACCCCCCUCUUCCCCCGUGCCAAGGAGAGGAGGAGAGGACAACUAUCCCAGCGGCCACUCUGCGCGAAGCAGAAUUCAAAAAAAAAAAAAACAAAAAAAAAAGCCAGAGGAGCCGAAAACGCCUAUACUGGCUUGAGGGAACUCUGAUGAGGCAGGUCCAUGGCUGGCCUACGAGUGAUACUCACGACACUUGUUCACAGGCGUCAGCCCGCGAUUACCGCAAAACAAAAACACAUGCGCAGAGGAUCCUCCGAGAUUUGUGUAGCUGCCUUCCGUCGCGGAAACACACCAAGACGUCGGGAAGGAAUCGUGCCGAAAUCUGCUUCAGAUGCGCCAGUCCUCCUCGCGAGCCCGCCACAUCAGUAGAAGAAAAGUCGUCCAACACUUGCUCUGGACCUCCCUCCUCCUACCGAUGCUGGCGCGCACGAGGUGGUGGCGCGGUCCACCCCGUGCCCCGCGCGGCGCGGCUGGCGCGCGCGCUGACGCCGAGAAGGGAACGUAAGGGGCCGCUCCCACGGGCAUUAGCCCCGGCCCCAUCGGGGCGGAGCGUGCGAAGAGGCCGAGCCCUCGCAGGCACAGCCAAUAUAGGGACGCAAGGGCGCGUGGCCCUGCAGGAAAACAUAGAGGCCUCCCAGAUGGGGUCCGAGCAGAUGGCGUCGGAGGGUCGCGCCGCAUCGCCAACGCAUCGCCG
Prorocentrum cordatum is the source of this 1111-nucleotide messenger RNA. The record is from the annotation of a GenBank genome assembly. Lineage: Eukaryota; Dinophyceae; Prorocentrales; Prorocentraceae.